CUUUCUUUGCAGCGACUCUCUGUAAACUCUUCUGCACUGUUACUAUCACUACAGUUUUCUCUGAUAAGAAGGAAAACAAAGUACUAACAUGAGUGGGGAAGAACUGAAUACCAGCGAUUACAAUUAUUCGGAUUAUUAUGAUCUUAUAUCACCAUGUGACCAGAAUGACGUCAGAAGAUUUACAAAAAUCUUUCUUCCUGUUGCAUACUCACUUAUCUGUGUCUUCGGCCUUGUGGGCAAUAUGUUUGUAGUGAUAACAUUUGCUUUAUAUAGGAAGUCUGAGUCUAUGACUGACAUAUGCCUCUGCAAUAUGGCUAUCGUAGACAUACUGUUUGUUCUCACUCUCCCUUUUUCGGCAGUCAACUAUGCUCUGGACGCAUGGAUCUUUGGUAGUUACAUAUGCAAAUUUGUCCGAGGUAUCUACACAAUUAACGUCAACUGUAGCAUGCUGCUCUUAACUUGUAUCAGCAUAGACCGAUACAUUGCCAUCGUGCAAGCAACAAAGUCUUUUAAGCUUAGGGCAAGAACUCUAGCAAACAGUAGAAUGAUCUGUUUUGUUGUGUGGAUAUUAUCAAUCUUAAUCUCUAGUCCUGCUUUCAUAUUCAGUGAAAGCUACAUCCAUUCCAUCAAUGUAACAAAGCAUAUCUGUGACCACAAAUCCUGGUCAGACUCCAAUACAUUUAAAUUAUUGAUAUUGACUCUCCAACUUUUAUUUGGAUUUUUCACCCCUCUGCUAUUCAUGAUUUUUUGCUACACUUCCAUUGUCAAAACCUUAGUGCAUGCUCAGAAUUCCAAAAGAAACAAAGCUAUACGUGUGAUUGUUCUAAUUGUGAUUGUUUUUUUGAUAUGUCACAUUCCUUAUAAUGUUGUUUGUCUUAGGAAGGUAAUGUCCAUGGGCAAAAUGGAUAAAAGUUGUGACAGAGAAAAGGAAAUGUCCUAUGCAAGAUAUAUAACGGAAAGCCUGGCCUUUUUACAUUGUUGUAUGAACCCUGUGCUCUAUGCAUUUAUUGGGGUGAAAUUUAGAAAUUACUUUUUGAAAAUAAUGAAGGGUUUGUGCUGUGCAAGAUACAAAAAAGAGGGAACUACCCAUGGCUCAAGGGCAAGUUCUGAUACUGGCCAUACUAGACAGACAAGUGAGAUUUGUGAAUGACGUAGUGAAGCUAAUGCAUCAUCAUUGUCGUCAUCAUCAUGUGGCAUUAUUUAUGCCACAACCAGGUAUUUUGAAUUCUUUAUAUCUCUCAGUCAACUUCUUGUAUGUUGUUUACAUAAUAUUGUACCCACAAUAAACCCAUUAUUCUUGAAUGCAGCAAACUACUCUUUGCAUUGCUUCAUGCAUUUCAAAGAAGACAGGUCACUCUCUUUGGCCAUGCGAUGAGAAUGCCAGAUGUGAUCCCACAUGUUUGCAUAUGCACACCACUCUCCUUCAUGCAUUCUAGGAGGUGUAGGGGUGGGCAAGAUUCCCUUAUGGAAAUACAGAGAACCUUUUUCAUGUAAUGUGUGAGGCGGCCUCCUGUCUUGUAUACUUUUUUGGUAGUUCCACUUCAGCUGUUGAUAUGAAUAGAACUAUAAUUGUGUACUAUUAUGGUUUAACAGCUAGUUUCUUGAACACUCGUUACAGCACUCUGUUAAAUAAAGCCGUUUAAAUACAAACAGGAUUUUGAAAUUAAUUAGGCUUUUAUUGUUGAUUUCUUCAGUUGAUCACAGAGUAAUGUACAGUACAAACAAAAGCAACCAUUUUGCAACGUAGAAUUCACACAUCAGUGGACCAUCACUUAAGGUUAAAGUCAUUUGGCUACAUAAAACUAGGACACAGAGAAUUAAAAAUGCUUAGCUUUUUAUGUAUGACUUUACAUAAUAGUGUGAGUUUACUAUUUUAAAGUUAUUUCUGACAGCUUUAAGGACCACUUAACUUAGUAUCAGAUAAAUGAAAUGUAUUAAAUAGUCAUACAAUAAGCUGUUGUUAU
Hemicordylus capensis (graceful crag lizard) is the source of this 1964-nucleotide messenger RNA. It is a transcript of the gene CCR6, whose product is annotated as C-C motif chemokine receptor 6. Bases 89 to 1150 code for a protein of 353 amino acids. Gene Ontology annotation, cellular component: membrane. NCBI's taxonomy places the organism in Eukaryota, Metazoa, Chordata, Lepidosauria, Squamata, Cordylidae. Gene Ontology annotation, molecular function: chemokine receptor activity. The record is from RefSeq and is a predicted model, not a curated record. The transcript is spliced from 2 exons. Gene Ontology annotation, biological process: thymocyte migration; immune response; positive regulation of dendritic cell chemotaxis.